Messenger RNA from Astyanax mexicanus (Mexican tetra), 2320 nucleotides. It is a transcript of the gene kcnk18, whose product is annotated as potassium channel, subfamily K, member 18. Gene Ontology annotation, biological process: potassium ion transmembrane transport; stabilization of membrane potential. The coding region runs from base 277 to 1458 and encodes 393 amino acids. The record is from RefSeq and is a predicted model, not a curated record. The transcript is spliced from 3 exons. Gene Ontology annotation, molecular function: potassium ion leak channel activity. Gene Ontology annotation, cellular component: membrane. Lineage: Eukaryota; Metazoa; Chordata; Actinopteri; Characiformes; Acestrorhamphidae.
AGGAGGGGUUGUUGGACAGCACGCGCACUUCUGCAGCCCCCCGGUACGAAUUCCGCGCUAUUCACAGCGCGUUAUUGCGGCGCGUUCACGCUCAAAGCGCGCGCACCUGUCGCUCGCAUCUUUCACAGCGGUCCGGAGUUAGCGCCGGAGGGGCGUGGUCAGGCACUGAUCAGACGCUCGGUCACGCGAGGACUCACUGUAAGAGAUGCUCGCGUGCUGAGCAUCAGUGUACGCGUGAGCUGCUGUCAGUGCGCGCGCACCGAACUCUCCAAGGCGAUGCGCACGGCGGAGAAGCGGCGGGGUCCCGCGUGCGCGGUGGCACUGCUGCCCCACGCCGCCCUCAUCCUCUCCCUGAUCGUCUACGCGCUGCUGGGAGCCGCGCUCUUCCACGCCAUCGAGGGAACGCGCUCAAAUGACGGGACGCUCGAGAUCCACGAGGGCUUCAGGAAAUUCGUGCACGAGGUGGUGAACGAGGCGCGCAACAAAUCCACCUCUGCUAACGUCUCUGAGGAAGUUCUGGAAGCUGUGGGGGAAAAGAUUCUGAGAGAGUUUAAGGCCGUGUGGAUGCAGUCUUCAGACAGGUGGCACUUCUACGGCUCGCUCUUCUUCUGCUGCACAGUCUUCACCACUGUGGGUUAUGGCGAGAUCUACCCAGUGACAAAGGCCGGCAGGGUGGCCUGCAUCCUCUACGCCACGGUGGGCAUCCCACUGAUGCUGCUUGUCAUCACAGAUGUUGGCGACAUCCUGGCCGUGCUCUUCUCCAACAGCUACAGGAGGCUCCACUCCAGCUGCAGGCGUCUUCUCUAUCAAGUUUGGAAUCCACACCAGAAGCCUCGGGACCCGGUCACCAUCCGUGACGGCACGUACAUCUUUAACCGAGACGUUGUGGUGCAGGAGGUAUCGGUGGACCACAGGAUUGGGACUGCUAUAGACUCAUCUGUCAUCGAGCAGAAACCGGACCAUCUCCUCAAGAACAAGAACAUAUUCAACCACAUCAUUGCUAAAGAGAAGUUUAGGCGAAAGAGGCCGCUGACGCGCUCAUGUUCUUGUCCAGAACUCAAUCAAAUGCCCCCUCCACCUGUAGGCUUCAAGAUCAAGGACUUCUUGUCCAUUGGUCAUGAAAUGGAGCGCUUCAAUGUGCCCUUCUUGGUCAUUCUUCUGGUGGUCUUCGCCUACAUCCUGAUCUGGGCGCUGAUCCUGCCGAUUUGGGAAGAUGACCUAGGCAAGUUUGAUGCUUUCUACUUCUGCUUUAUCACCCUCACCACCAUCGGCUUUGGUGACAUCGUUCCCAAGCACCCCAAGUUCUUCAUGCUCACCUUCCUCUUCAUCAUCAUGGGCAUGGCCAUUAUGAGCAUGGCAUUUAAGCUGGGCCAGUCGCGCAUUGUGAGCUGCUACCGCCGCCUCAUCCGCGGCAUUAGCUGCCUUAGUGUGAAGAAAAAGGGCAAAUAUGAAUUGUAGUGUGAGUCUUAAGACUUAAGGUCAAAGCUUUGCACAAAAAUAAUGUGCAUGUUAAGUAGGGCUGGAGUGCUGGACAUGGAUUAAGUCUUGUACUGGACAAAUUUUCAGUGUUAGUGGUAAAUUACCUUUGGAGGUUGUGACUUAAUCUGGGUCUGGGAAACCCACCAACAAGGGGGUUUAAUGUUGACUAGCUAGAGAUCUUUAGCUUAAUAACUACAUAAGUAUUGGGACUUGUUCAUUCAUUGUUUUUUUUCUGAAAUUAGGUUAUUAAAGCUUUUUUGUAGCAUUGCUCUGAGAAGAGCAUUAGUGUGGGCAGGAUGUUGAGUUGAACACCAACUUAUCCUUAAAGUAUUUUUCUGAACAUUUUUCAUCAUUCCAGAAAACACAGUUCCACUGCACCACAGCUGCCAUAAUGCUUUGCGGCCAAUAGCUUUAUGCUUAUCUGUUCCAGAGAGUGCAAUUUUAUUGCCAGUGUUUUCCACAGGGACAGUAAAAGCUGUAUAUGUGCAAUUGUGCAUCUUUGUCAGUAAUGGAUAGAACUUCCAUCCGACCAUUCACCCAUUCAUCUUCUAAUCUUGGUCAACUUCCUCUUGGUCAAAGUCAUGGUGUAUACUGAGACUACAUGCAAUCAUUGGAACAACUAAAGUAUGCAAAGGUUUACAGUUGGAUUCUCAGCUCCACUACCUUGAACACCACUCGCUAGUCAACCUUAACCCAAUACAUUUUUUUUUUUUAUCAGUUUUUAUUGACCAAACUCACACUAUAAGGACAAAAGUAUUACGGCAUAAUACUUUCAAACAUUUAUAGUUUCUUCCAUAAUCAUAAGUAUUAAAUGAGAGUCCAUCCUGCUUUUGUUGGAUAA